AUGGUUCGCAAAUUAAAAUAUCAUGAACAGAAAUUGCUUAAAAAAGUCGAUUUUCUACAGUGGAAAAAUGAAAAUAAUCUUCAAGAAAUCAAAGUGAUAAGAAGAUAUCAUUUGCAAAAACGGGAAGAUUACCAUAAGUACAACAAACUUGUUGGAGCAAUCAAGAAAUUGACAAAUAGAAUUUCUUUGUUGGAUGUAAAAGAUCCAUUCAGAAUUAAACAAGAGAAUUUAUUAUUGGAUAAAUUAUUGAAAAUGGCAGAAACUGUCAAAGAAGCUGUAACUUUUGUAGAACAAGGUCAUAUUCGUGUUGGUCCUGAAACUGUCACUGACCCUGCAUACUUAGUCACAAGAAAUCUUGAAGAUUUUAUUACUUGGGUAGAUACUUCCAAGAUUAAACGCAAGAUCAUGAAAUAUAAUGACAAG
This is a messenger RNA of Entrophospora candida, 423 nucleotides long. The record is from the annotation of a GenBank genome assembly. NCBI's taxonomy places the organism in Eukaryota, Fungi, Glomeromycota, Glomeromycetes, Entrophosporales, Entrophosporaceae.